GCAGACUGGGCGUCGGUAGCGGUGGGGGGGCGGCCGGUUACUAACCACUGCACCGAGCUGGAGCUCUGGCAACAACCACAACGGAGGAUUGGAGCGUAGCAAUACUGCCAGCGAAAUAACAACAGAGAAAGAUAGCUGUCUGAAUACAGGUGUAGAGGAUGGCAGUGAAUGUGCACGCUACGUCUGUGUCCUGUGAUACCCUGAGCCGACAUGACAUGCUGGCCUGGCUCAACGACUCCCUGCACCUCACCUACACCAAGAUAGAACAGCUCUGCUCGGGGGCAGCAUACUGUCAGUUCAUGGACAUGCUGUUUCCAGGCUGUGUCCUUCUAAAGAAGGUCAAGUUCCAGGCCAAGCUGGAACAUGAGUUCAUACACAACUUCAAGGUUCUCCAGGCUGCCUUCAAGAGGAUGGGUGUUGACAAAAUAAUUCCUGUGGAGAAGCUGGUAAAAGGAAAGUUCCAGGAUAACUUUGAGUUUGUGCAGUGGUUCAAGAAAUUCUUUGACGCCAACUAUGAUGGGAAGGAGUACGACCCGCUACAGGCCAGACAGGGACAAGAUGUAAACCCCGCCCCCAAUCCAGGCCCCCAGAGGCACUCGCCCACGGUGCCCAAGAUCCUACCCACGCCCCAGAGGGUGCUGAACACCACUGUGCAUGUGAGGAAGGCCCCGGCCCUGGCGCGGAACGGGGGCACCGACGCGGAACUCUUGGAGCUAAACCAACAGUUGAUGGAGCUGAAGUUAACAGUGGACGGACUAGAGAAGGAGAGAGAUUUCUACUUCAGUAAGCUGAGAGACAUUGAGCUGAUCUGUCAGGAACACGAGAGUGACACCAACCCUCACCUCUCCAGGAUCAUGGACAUUCUCUACGCCACAGAGGACGGCUUUGCUGCUCCAGAUGAUGACGAGAUUGAUGGACAGGCCCACUUGGACCAGGAUGAAUACUGAGUCUCUAAUACCAUCUGUCUAUCCACAUCCCCCUCUCCCUCCUCUAAACCCUUCUCUCCAUCCACAUCCCCCUCUCCCUCCUCUAAUACCUUCUCUCCAUCCACAUCCCCCUCUCCCUCCUCUAAACCCUUCUCUCCAUCCACAUCCCCCUCUCCCUCCUCUAAUACCUUCUCUCCAUCCACAUCCCCCUCUCCCUCCUCUAAAC
Molecule: messenger RNA, 1152 nt
Organism: Salmo salar (Atlantic salmon)
Lineage: Eukaryota; Metazoa; Chordata; Actinopteri; Salmoniformes; Salmonidae
Source: RefSeq, a predicted model, not a curated record